Messenger RNA from Vicia faba (fava bean), 1068 nucleotides. The record is from the annotation of a GenBank genome assembly. Lineage: Eukaryota; Viridiplantae; Streptophyta; Magnoliopsida; Fabales; Fabaceae.
AUGGAUGGAAACAAAGACGAUGCAUUGAAAUCCUUCAGAAUCGGUAAACAAGCCUUGCAAAACGGCGAUCGGAAUCGCGCUUUGAAGUUUCUUAACAAAGCUCGCCGCCUCGAUCCCGCCCUUCCCGUUGACGAUCUCUUGUCCACCAUAGACAAAGAUGAAGGGGAUCAUCCUCCAGUAGCUGCCGACACGCCUCCCUCCGAUCAACCUUCGAUACGUCGAAGAUCUUCCGCUCCGGCGCCGGGGCCUUCCUCGUCUUCCUCAAUAUCAUAUAGUCAGGAACAAAUUUCAAUUAUAAGAGAAAUUAAGAGGAAGAAGAAUUAUUACGAUAUUUUAGGGUUGGAGAAGAGUUGCACUGUGGAUGAUGUCAGAAAAUCUUAUAGGAAGCUCUCUUUGAAGGUUCAUCCUGACAAGAACAAGGCCCCUGGAGCGGAGGACGCAUUUAAGUUGGUGUCCAAGGCUUUUCAGUGUCUUGGUAAUGAGGAGAGUAAGAGAAAGUAUGAUGUUUCUGGAGAAGAUGAAGUGGUUUAUGAAAGGCGCGCUGCCGCCAGACCCGCUCAUGCUAGAGGUUUUAAUGGUUACUAUGAUGCUGAUGUUGACGCCGAGGAAAUAUUUAGAAAUUUCUUCUUUGGAGGAAUGGCCCCUGCUGCUAAUUUCGGUGGCUUUAGUUUUGGAGGACCCGGGAUGGCUCAUAGACAGCCUGCUGCUGAUAAUGGGUCCGGCGGAUUCAAUAUCCGUGCUUUGAUUCAGGUGCUUCCUGUACUUCUCAUUUUGCUUAUUAACUUUUUGCCUUCGUCAGAUCCUAUCUACACUCUUUCGCAAAACUAUCCCUAUGAACACCGGCUUACUACACCUAAGGGUGUUAACUACUAUGUUAAGUCCACAAAGUUUGAACAAGAUUAUCCCUUGGAUACCCGCGAACGUCUUACAAUUGAGGAAAGAGUUGAGAGAGAAUACUUUGGUAUUCUUCGCCAGAAUUGUCAGUUUGAGAUGCAGCGUCGCCAGUGGGGAUAUAUCAGGGAAACACCUCACUGUGAUAUGCUUAGGAAGUUUGAUUCAGUCCGUUGA